Molecule: messenger RNA, 965 nt
Organism: Vicia villosa (hairy vetch)
Lineage: Eukaryota; Viridiplantae; Streptophyta; Magnoliopsida; Fabales; Fabaceae
Exons: 2
Coding region: 58-606 (182 amino acids)
Source: RefSeq, a predicted model, not a curated record
UUCUAACUAGGGUUUGUUACGCUUCCAUCAAGAAGAUCUGUGUGAAUUUUCGUUGUAAUGUCGACGGAUACUGUAUCGCUUGGCGUCAUACGACCGGCCUCUGGAAGCUGCGACGAAAGAGGGAAGCGGGUGAAAUCAGAUCAAGAACCGGAACCGGAGCCAGAAUCGGAAUCGGGUUCGGAACCGGGGUCAGAACCGGAAUCGGAAACAGAUUCAGAAACUGAACGUGAAUUCAAAAAGGCAUGGGAAGUGGCGUUUGGUUGGCAAUCGAUCCCAUUAGAAGAUCUGAAGGUUAGUGAUCUGUCUAGUCGGUUUGAAGAUGACCCUCAUCCUUUUUCUUAUAUCUGUCCAAAAUUUACUUAUUUGAAUAAAGCAAAGAGACAACAAGAAGAGGAUAGUAAAAAGGCCCUUGCUGAUUAUCGGGAGAGUUCUCGUAACAUAAGUCCCUAUGAUGUUACCGAUGUUCCAUCCUUUGGAAAUAUAUGUGGCAAUAACUUUCCCAGACCCGUUACCAUUACCGAGGAUCGUCGCCCACAUUUCAUUCAUCUCUCCAAACUUGCAUUGGACAAAUAUAACCAUGACAACGAACGAGGGUAUCAAAUAUGAGUUUGAAGAUGUUAUCAACGCAACCAGGCAAUUUGUUCCUCUUAUUACUUAUUAUAUUACCUUUCAAGCAAAAACUAUACAUGAUGGAGUUGAAAACUGUCCUGCUGCUACAACUUCAUCGGAAUUGCCAGUGGUUGAGUCUUGUUCCAUUAAAACCUAACACACACCAUGGAAAUCAUGUUAAUUCAUUGCAUCCACCUGCUGUGAAACUGGUUCCGUAAAAAUGUGAACUUCUUGAUGUAGUUAGUAUGUUGGUUUUCUGUUCAUGGUAUAUUGUGCAGUAUAAUAGAACUUUUUUUAUUUGUAAAGUUUUGAUUGUUUAAUUUUGAUUUCUGUCUGAAUUUGAUCUACUACUAGUU